Molecule: messenger RNA, 1052 nt
Organism: Juglans regia (Persian walnut)
Lineage: Eukaryota; Viridiplantae; Streptophyta; Magnoliopsida; Fagales; Juglandaceae
Product: trimethylguanosine synthase-like
Exons: 7
Coding region: 80-919 (279 amino acids)
Biological process (GO): 7-methylguanosine cap hypermethylation; 7-methylguanosine RNA capping
Cellular component (GO): nucleus
Molecular function (GO): RNA cap trimethylguanosine synthase activity
Source: RefSeq, a predicted model, not a curated record
CCCAAACCUAAAGUCCUAGUCUCCUCCGGAGUCCGCGCUCCCGCUAGCAUCAUCCAGCGCCACCAUUUCAAACCGGUAGAUGGAGAAGAAGAUGAUGAUCUCUGAGUCACCGAGGACCAGUCGACGCAUUAAAAAGCGCAAGCUCGCAAACGUUUGUGUUGAAUCUUAUAAGGAAAGGAAAUCCAGGGAAGAACGGGUCAGUCCACUUGUUGAAAAGUAUUGGUUUCAAAGGUACCAUCUAUUCUCGAGAUACGACGAGGGUAUCAAAAUGGACGAGGAAGGAUGGUAUUCCGUUACACCCGAAGAGAUUGCGAUUCGACACGCUCAGAGGAGUGGAAAUGGAAUUGUGAUCGAUUGCUUUGCUGGCGUUGGUGGCAACGCUAUCCAGUUUGCUAGAAUGUGUUAUUCUGUUGUUGCUAUUGACAUCGAUCCUCAAAAAAUUGAAUUUGCCAUUAAUAAUGCAAAAAUAUACGGUGUGGAAGAUUAUAUCGAUUUCAUUGUUGGAGACUUCUUCAAACUGGCUCCAUCACUGAAGGGGGACAUGGUGUUUCUUGCACCACCAUGGGGAGGUCCAUCGUACAAAAGUAUUGAAAAAUUUACGCUUGAUUCUCUUGAGCCAAGAGAUGGCAGCAGCGUUUUAGAGGGCGAAGCAAAAGUCUGGUUUCACCUUUUGGCUGCUGUCUACUUACAUGACCAGAAAAAGGGAAAAAAAACUGCAUUCUUGUUCACCAUAUUUCAGGUUGCACAGGCAAUAACAACUAACAUCAUUAUGUUCUUACCACGGAAUGUGGAUUUGCAGCAAGUGGAAGAGCUUUCUUGGCUGUCUUCUCCUCCCCUAGAAGUUGAGAUUGAAGAAAAUUAUGUGCUACACAAUGUAAAGGGUGUGACAGCCUACUUUAGUGGUGCAGCGUGCGGUUAACUUGGUUGGUCAUAAUUUUUCUCAGCUGUAGCCUUGUAUAUUUCAGACUUAAAGCAUCCUCUGAUUUUGUCUCAUGUAUUUAUUUGUGUAAACAAAUGAAUUUUUAUCAAAGAAUUAGUAAACGUUUUCAUUA